GAGCCCCAAAUGCACCAACCGGCAUGAGAGUGUAUUAGUGAACCCCCACAACGAUGAAUCACAGCAAGCUCUGUACUACCUAUCCUCGUACGUUCCUUGGUGCAGUGACAGUUUGUGCUAAUCAAUCGUUGUGUUUACAACCGGAAGGUCGACGUGCGUUUUAAACUUGAUUUAAUGUCCACCAAAAAACGCAAAAUGCCGGAAACCCGCCGCAAACUAACGGUCCUUACCAUCGAAGAACGGCUGCAAAUCAUCCAGCUGCACGAGUCCGGCUGGAAGAUUGGUGAAAUCGCGUCCGAUUGCAAAGUUCCGCAAAGUACCGUCUCGACGGUGGUCAAGAAUAAGCAGAAGUGGCUCGAAAAGAAGCAUCAGCGGCAUAUGCGCAAAACCCGAGUCGUUGGGGAUGUCCGGUUGGAGAAGUCGAUGGAACUGUUUGUGCAGCAAGCGCGGGACAAUGAUAUGAGGCUGACAUGUUCCAUGAUCCGGGAAAAGGCGUUAGAGUUUGCGGAGCAGUUUGGAAAUACCAGCUUCAAGGCCAGUUCCGGCUGGCUGGACAAGUUCGCGAAGCGACAUCUGAUUACGCUCAGGAAGGCGGGUGGGGAAAGUGGUGACCGUAUGGAUACUGAUUUGUACACGGUGCCGGAACUCAUCCGAGGGUACGCUCCGCGGGACAUCGUGGUUGCUAGUGAGACUGGAUUGUUGUUUGGAUGUUUGCCGGAUGAAGCCGAUAGGUUCCUGGAGGAAGCGUGUGCGGGAGGAGAAUACUCGGAUGAACGAAUAACGCUGUUGUGCGCAACGAACAUGGAUGGAAGUGAGAAGUUACCGUUGCUUGUGAUUGGAAAUCUAAAGGAACCCUGCUUCAAGGACACCAAAUCCCUGCCAGUGACCUACGAAAGCAACUCGAAAGCCUGGAUGACCUCCGCAAUUUUUGAACGAUGGAUUCUGAGUCUUGACAGCAAAUUUGAGCAGGAACAUCGCCAGGUUGUGAUGUUCGUAGAAAGCAGUCCAGUUCAUUCCAAGAGCUUGCCAAACAAGCUGAAAUGCAUAAACCUGCAAUUCUUCCCAACGAACGCAACAUCUGACCUGCGGCCGUUGGAUCUGGUCAUCAAAACGUUCAAAUAUCACUACAGAUUCUCGUUGGUUAACCGAAGACUUGAGGAAAUCGAGCAGGAGAAGGAAUUCACCAAAGUCACGCUCCUAGACGCUAUCAGCUUCAUUUCGCGAGCUUGGGUAACGGAUCUGAAGCCAACCUCUAUCGCCAACUGUUUCCGGAAGGCAGGAUUCAUCUUUCCGGCUGAGGAUCCUCUAAACACCGCCGAAACGCUCGAGGAUGUCCCCGCAACGAUAUCCGACGCAGUUAUGGCUCACCUAGCCGGCCCCGGUGUAACAUUUCUGGACUAUUGCAACGUAGAUGACGGUCUUGCAACGAGUGGGCUGAUGUCGGACUCGGACAUCAUGGAGUGUGCUGUCGAGCCGGUUCGUGCAGCGGUAAAGGUCGAGCCCAUUGAAGAAUCGCAACGAUCUACGUCCACUAAUGCAUGGAGUAGCGUCGUGCGGAGCAAUCUUGAAGCUGUGAGCAGCAUUCUGGCAGCUACCGAGAAUGUUCCGGCGGAGAUUUUCGGGCACUUUUUCGCCUUGGAAAAGUUUUUGAAGGAGCGUUAUAAAUAAAGAUAGUCUAGUAACAAACAAGUUGUUUAUUUUUCAAAUGGUUUGCUUGAGUUUUUCGCUCUUGCUGGAGAGAUGCUUAAUCCAUUUUAA
This is a messenger RNA of Culex pipiens pallens (northern house mosquito), 1758 nucleotides long. RefSeq names its product tigger transposable element-derived protein 4-like. Gene Ontology annotation, cellular component: nucleus. NCBI's taxonomy places the organism in Eukaryota, Metazoa, Arthropoda, Insecta, Diptera, Culicidae. Bases 175 to 1668 code for a protein of 497 amino acids. The record is from RefSeq and is a predicted model, not a curated record. The transcript is spliced from 2 exons. Gene Ontology annotation, molecular function: DNA binding.